This is a messenger RNA of Effrenium voratum, 4047 nucleotides long. The record is from the annotation of a GenBank genome assembly. Lineage: Eukaryota; Dinophyceae; Suessiales; Symbiodiniaceae.
GGCUCAAGUCCUGGGCCUUUCACGGCUCCCAUUUUCCACCGGCAGCUUCUAGUUCCAAUCCUCGCCCGCGAUGUCGCGUGAGGAGCAGCCGCAGGCGGGUCGGGGUGCCUCGGGCCGGCUGCCGGUUCUGCUGGGCCGAAAGCAGGAGGCAGCGGCGGAAGAUUUGGAAGCCGACAAGGCCGAGGCUGCUGAGGUGACGGGGGCGUCAAGAGAACCCUCCCACAUCGAGCACAGCAGCCUGGACGUCUUGGCGGAGACCUCCUGGGCCGAGAAGCUGAGCCUGGCCUGCGGGGCCUUCCUCGCCCUGCUGCAGGGCAUCUCCUCGCCGCUGAUCGCCAUCUUCACCGCUGACAGCAUCACCACGCUCACCACCACCGAGCCCUCACUGCUCCUCGACACCAUGACGGACCCCCUCAUCAAAAUCGGCCUGCUGGCGAUGGCUCAGUUCCUGCUGGGCUGGGCCUGGAAUUGGCUCCUGGGCUGGGCGGCGGCGAAGCAGGCGUUCAGGUGGCAGAUCAAGUACCUCAAGUCCCUGCUCUCCUUGGACGUGCCCUGGUAUGACGCCCACGAGCCCGCAGGACUCGCCGCGCGGCUCGAGGGCGAGAUCGCCUCCGUCUACAUCUUCCAGUCCGCAGCGCUGGGGUACCUCAUCGCCUCCAUUGGGCAAUUCGUGUCCGGCAUCGUGGUGGCUUUUGUGAACAGCUGGCAGCUCACGCUCAUCGUGUGCGGCGUGGCGCCUUUCUUGGUGCUGGCCGGGAACCGCCUCGGCAAGGAGGUGGCGCGCCAGUUCGAGGUGCAGCAAGCGGACUUCGCCCGCGCGUCCGGUGUGGCGGAGGAGGCGCUCAUGGCCAUCCGCACCGUGGCGGCCUUCGGGGGCGAGAAGCAGACGCUGCACCGCUUCGAGUCCGCGCUGACCUCCGCCCGCUCCGAGGGCGUGCUCUCCGGAGUGAAGAUCGGCUUCGCCUGGGGCUGUCUGAACUUCAUCUACGCCCUGCUGUAUGCCAUGAGCCUGUGGCUGGGCGGGCACUACCUGCUGAAGGGCGAGGACGUGGAGCAGUCCGGGAAAGUGAUUGUGGUGAUGAUCUCGUUGAUUGUGGGCAUCUCCGGCAUCAGCAUGUUCUCCGGGCACGCGCCCACCAUGGCGCGGGCCAUCGUGUCCGCCAAGUCCAUGAAGGAGGUGAUCCACUGCAAGGCCCACGACAUCGAGCCCGAGAGUCUGGAGCUGCAGGUGGAGGAGGAGGAGUUGCAUCUCGAGACCAUCGAGUUCAAGGAUGUGUGCUUCAGGUACCCCAUGCGCCCGGAGCGCCUGGUGCUGAACAACUUCAGCUUCCGCGUGGAGCGGGGCCAGAAGAUCGCCUUUGUGGGGGAGAGUGGCUGCGGUAAGAGCACCACGAUCCAGCUGUUGGAGCGCUUCUAUGAUCCCGUGUCAGGUGAGAUCCUCAUCAACGGCGUUCCGCUGUCGCUUCUGCACGUCAAGAACUGGCGGAAGCUCAUCGGCUUCGUGGGCCAGGAGCCCGUGCUCUUCGCCACCUCCGCGAUGAAAAACCUGAAGAUGGGUGAUGAGUCCAUCACCGAUGAGCAGGCCAUCGAGGCGGCAAAGCAGGCGCAGAUCUACGACACCCUGCAAAUGUUGCCGGAGCAGCUGAACACCUUCGUCGGCAUGGGAGGCGGCCUUUUGUCUGGCGGCCAGAGGCAGAGGGUCGCCAUCGCCCGCGCCUUGGCCAAGCAGCCCCAGCUGCUCCUUUUGGACGAGGCCACCUCCGCCCUGGACAAUGAGUCAGAGCGGAUGGUGCAAGAGACCUUGGACUCGUUGAACGAGAACGAAUCCCUGAGCAUCACCAGCAUCUCCAUCGCCCACAGGCUGACCUCCAUCAUGGCCUCGGACGUCAUCUACAUGCUGAAAGACGGAACCUGUCUGGAGCAGGGCACCCAUGAAGAGCUCAUGGCAAGGCAGUCGCACUACUACAACAUGGCCCAUUUGCAGCAAGCGACAUUGGAGGAUGAGCGCAGCCCAGAUGACGCAGACACCAUCCCCCAGGAACACCUGGAGCUCCAGCAAAUCCCCAUGGCCUCGCUCAGGAGCUCUGGUACAGGAGUCACUGUGAUGUCCAGCCCACGGAAGCAGAUGAAACAUGUGAGCACCGCCUUUUCCCUCUGGUCCGUCCCCAAGGAGCAGUUCGAAGCGGCGGCGUCGGUGGCGGCACCGGCGAAGGGCGUGUUCUGCCGUCUCUUCCACCUCGCAAGGCCGGACUGGAUCAUCAUGCCCUUCGCUUUCCUAGCGGUGCUGCUGGCCUCGGUGAUGACGCCGGCGCAGGCCUUCUUCUUCAACCAGGGGAUCAUCAGCCUCUACGAGGUCGACGAGGAAGGCUUGGAACUUCUGGACAAGGCGUGUUUGGGCCUGGCGCUGGUGGGCCUCGCAUCUGGGGCCUCCGUGCUGAUCCAGAACGGGGUCUUCACCUACAUGCAAGAGAGCUUGGUGCUGACCCUGCGCAAGAGGGCCUUUGCCAGCACCAUCUGCAUGGACAUGUCCUUCUUCGACGCCCCAGAGAACCAGGUCGCCAGCAUCCUGGUGUCCUUGGAGAGGCACAUGAACCGCGUGGGUCAAAUGCUGGGCAUCAACCUCGCCAACACGACCGCGGGAAUUUUUACAUGUGUCAUGAGCGUGAUCUUCAGCUUCUUCGGGUCAUGGCAGUUGGCCAUCAUUUUGCUGCUGCUGAUGCCGGUCUGUGGCUACCUGGGCGUGAAGGUGGCGGUGUGCGCCAACACCCCCUCCAAGGCGGCGGAGAUGGCCUACGCAGUGGCCGGCAAGACCACCACAGAGGCGGCCACUCAGAUCCGCACGGUGCGGGCGCUGGGAGCGGAGAAGCAGACGCUGGAGAUCCUGUCGGAGAGCCUGCAGGUGGUCUCGGAGUAUAACGCGUCCUCUGCGUGGAAGAAGGGCUUCUCCUUCGGUUUGAGCAUGGUGCUUUUGCAGGUCAUGUACCUCUCAGGAUUCGGCCUCAGCGCGGUGUUUAUCCAGACCGGAAACACGGAUCCCAACAAGGUGCUGCUCACGCUCUUCUGCGUGGUCUUUGGGGUGAUGUCGGUGAGCACCUUGGCGCAGUACUUGCCGGACUCCGCCUCUGGACAUCAGGCCGUGACGGCGGUCUUCCACCUCAUGGACCAGGUGUCCAAGAUCGACGCCACACGUCCCACCGGCCGGGUGGAAGACAUGGGCGACGGGACCAUCGAGUUUAAGGAUGUCACCUUUUGCUACCCCUUCCGGCCGAACGUGCGCGUGCUGAAGCAUUUGUCCCUCACAAUCAAGAAGGGAUCAGCAGUGGCCUUUGUUGGCUUCUCGGGCAGCGGGAAGAGUACGGUGAUCUCGCUGCUGCAGCGCUUCUACGACCCCCAGGGGGGCGCCAUCCUGGUGGGGGGUCGGAACUUGAAGAGCUUCAAUGUGGCCUGGUGGCGGCGCAACGUGGGCGUCGUCUCCCAGGAGCCCGUGCUCUUCGAUGUCUCUUUGGAGGAGAACGUGAAGUACGGCUAUCCGGAGGCGACCAAGUCCCAAGUGGAGGAGGUGGCGCGGAUCGCGCACAUGGACUACGUCUUCUCCGGCGCCGUGAAGUGGAGUGAUCGAGUCGGCCUGCGCGGAGAGAAGCUCAGCGGGGGCCAGAAGCAGCGCUGCGCCAUCGCGCGCGCCCUGCUGCGCCGACCCCAGCUGAUGCUGCUGGACGAGGCCACCUCCGCGCUGGACUCCACCUCGGAGAAGUUGGUGCAGCAGGCCAUGCAGGACGCGCGGGUGGGGAAGACCACCAUCACGGUGGCGCACCGCCUCUCCACCAUCCGCUCCAGUGACGAGAUCUUCGUCUUGCAGAGCGGCCGCAUUGUGGAGCGAGGCAACUACCAGGAGCUCAUCGCGCUGGAGGGGAGCUUCGCCAAGCUGGCGAGGAGCCUCUGAUCCUUCGAGGCGAUCGAGCGACAGGUGGUGCAACCAAUUCAUGUCUUUGGGCAAAUGAAAGCGCGGCCUGAUCGACCUGCUUCCUAUUCCGUCCUGCCUGUUUCCCA